Messenger RNA from Alexandromys fortis (reed vole), 2130 nucleotides. It is a transcript of the gene Smim44, whose product is annotated as small integral membrane protein 44. The transcript has 2 exons. Lineage: Eukaryota; Metazoa; Chordata; Mammalia; Rodentia; Cricetidae. The record is from RefSeq and is a predicted model, not a curated record. Bases 813 to 1211 code for a protein of 132 amino acids.
GUGCAAUGAGGCAAUGAGCUGGAAUUCAUGGCAAUCCUCCUGCCUCAGUCUCCUGGAUGCCAGGAUCACAGAUUGUGGCCCUGACUCCAGUCCUCACAUCACAGAGGCUGCCAGCUAGUUCUCCACCUCAUUGGUCACUCAGCCUGGACUCCUCAAGCCAUCCUGCCCACGGGCGGCCUCCUCGAGACCAAGUCUACAAGAUGUCCCUCCUCCUGGGGGCACCACCCUCACAUGGCCCCUCCUCACCCCUCAAACCCCUGGCUGCGCUCCUCACAGGUCCCUCCAGUCUUCCGCUGGGGGUGGAGAGGCAUGAAGCUCAUCUACAUACCACAAAACCCUGCAUCUUGUGUCCCUCACAGCCAGUUUGUGGGAUUUUAUAGGAUGACUCACCCCUUGAAGCUGGAGGGUGACACAUGGGGUAACAUUAACCCCUCGUCCCAGGGAAAUGCCUGCUAUCAGAGCCUGGGACAGCCACAGCGUGUGCAGCGACUCUUCAGAACUCGGAUCUGAACCCAGGUCUCUGUCACAUGCUGACCCCCUAGGCUCCCACCCUACAUCUGUCCUCCCUACCGUGGCCACCAGAGGGCGCGCAUGAGAGUACACUGCCCGCUGCCACCCAGGGUCCCCCGGAGACCCUGUCCCUCUGCCCCACGGCUGCCCCGGGCUUUUGCACUGUUCUCGCGUGGGCGGAUCGGCGUCACAGUCAUGACAGCCAUCGAGGGAGGGCACCCACAGAUAUAGCAGCCGUCCUAAUCCUUGCAGCUCAUCCCCUAAUCGCCUGCGUCGGGCUCCGGUGGAGGGUGUUGCCAGCCAUGGCGGGGUCGGCGAGCGAGGCACGGGCCUGGAGCCCGGCCCCGGCCAUGUACGAAGAGUACCGGCCGCCUCCGCUGGACGCCAUCCGCCUGCCUCGCUACGCCCUGUACCUGCUGAUGGCCGCCGUCCUAGUGGUAGCCGUGGCCUACGCCAUCGUGGGCCACCUCAUCAAAGACCUCGCUCAUGACUUGGCGGACUGGGCCUUUGGCCCUAAGCCAGACCAGGAGGAAGGCCCACGGGAGCUCCGGGCGAGCUUGGCCGCGGAAGACCUGGAAGAGCUGGACCUUCAGCUGGCCCUGACCUGGCGCGGGGAGGAGGACCCCACCCGGGCUCCUCGCCGCCCCUCCAUCGCUUUCCGGGACCCGCCCGUGCAAACUGACUUUUGGAGGCUGGACUGACCAGGAGGGACAGCACCUGCAAGGCUCCCUGAGCCCCCACCACCUCAGCUGGGCCACCUGUGUCUGUUGUAUGACACAGGCUGGCCUGAAGCUCAGAAUCCCCCUGCCUCAGCUUGAGUGCUGGGAUUAUAGACACAAACCCCACCUUAUUAAGACUUUGAGAUAGGGUUUCAGUAGAUCAAGCUAGCCUUGAGCUUAAUAAAUAGCAGAGGACCUUGAACUCAUGGUCUUCCCGAGGGGAAGGUAGAUGACAGGUCACCACACCUGGUUUCUGUGCUCCUGGGAAUGGAGCCCAGGGCUUCUUCAUACAGGCUGGGUCAGCCCCACUCCCUGAUAGUUUUAAAUUGUUAUGAAUAAUUCUGGCAUAGACUCCUUCUGCAUCAGUAGUGUCUGCUAAGAGGAAAAAGUGAGGCUGAAUUUGGAUACAAAGUAAAAGUGCAGCAAAGGCUGGAGAGAUGGCUCAGAGGGUAAGAGCACUGGCUUUUCUCCCAGAGGUCCUGAGUUCACUUCCCAGCAACCACAUCAUGGCUCACAGUAUUGAGGUCCAGCACCCUCUUCUGGCCCACAGGCAUACAUGCAGGCAGAACACUGUAUACAUAAUAAGUAAAAUUUUUGUUUGUAUCAAAAACAAACAAACAGAGUUUCUUUUUAUGUAGUGCUGGCUGUCCAGGAACUCACUCUGUAGACCAGGUUGGACUUGAACUCACAGAGAUCCGCCUCUGUCUCCCAAGUGUUGGGACUAAGGGCAUGUGCCACCACUGACUGUUGAUAAAUAAAUCUUUUUUUUUUUUUUUUAAAAAGAAAAGUGUGUCCAAGGGCUGGAGAGAUGGCUCAGUUAAGAGCACUGGCUUUUCUUCCAGAGGUCCUGAGUUCAGUUCCCAGCAACCACAUGGUGGCUCACAGCCAUCUGUAAUGAGAU